Molecule: messenger RNA, 2654 nt
Organism: Vicia villosa (hairy vetch)
Lineage: Eukaryota; Viridiplantae; Streptophyta; Magnoliopsida; Fabales; Fabaceae
Exons: 6
Coding region: 935-1660 (241 amino acids)
Cellular component (GO): chloroplast
Source: RefSeq, a predicted model, not a curated record
AAAAGGGAAAUUAACAAAACAAGGACGUUGAUGACCAAAAGGAUAGGGUUGAAGUUGUCCUUAGCUUCACACGAAAUCAUCUUCUCCUUCUUAUCAAAACGGUGCGGCGAACUCCCUCCGUCUAGUUUCUUCUUCUCCGCUAAUCGCCACACUCUGUUUGUGAUGUUGCGACCUCCAUCUUCCUUUCAAACUACGGCUUCGUGUUUCAACCUUCAACCUCGAUGCACCAAUGGCGCAUCAUCUCAGAUUCUCCUCCGAUGUUAUCUCUGUUUCGAUCUCGAUCGCAUCUCUGUUCACCUCAUCUCAACCGUGAAGCUCCGUCUUAACAGUGAAGCUCUUAGAACGGCGCGACUUCAACGCACGGCUUUGUCCUCAACUCCGCUCCGAUCCGCCACGAAAUCAGCUUGUGUAUCUUGGGGAGCCGCCCGUUCAAUAUUCAGCCUUGGUUCUGCUAUCCUAUAUUGCAUUGCACGUGCCAGACAGUGAAGAACUUGCUCGAGUUGAGGUUCUUGGAGUUCUUGAAUGGGCAUCCAAGCAACUUAACGUGACUCAAGAUGAAACCGUCACGAUGUUAUUGCAGGAGUCCAAGAGUAGGCUGGAGCUUUACCAGUCUAGAGGUUCAAGAGGGUUCCAAAAAUUGCAUCAAUAGAUUAGUUCUUAUUGUUGUUGUUGGUGUGAGGUUUUUGAAUGAUUUGUAUCUGGUAUAUUGUUCUUGUGAAGAGUGUAUAUACAAUCCAUUGCCUUCUUCAAUUGUUCAGUUUCAUUUUCAACUUUGAAGAAGAUCAUUUGUUAUAGCUAUAUUAACAAUGGUUUCAAUGUAACAUAUUAACAUUAGAAAAUUUAUAGCUAUACCGAUUUUUCAUCUUAAUGUCUUUCCACAUGUUUACGGAGAUAUUUAGAAGCUCGAAAUUGGAAUGCUGAUAAAGCCAAGAAAAUGCUGGAGGAAUCACUCAAGUGGAGAUCAACUUAUAAACCUGAGGAAAUUCGCUGGUCUCUUCAAGCAUUAAAGAAUAUUUCUCAGGAGCACCCAACUGCUUGUCUUCGAGCUGGUGCUCUGAUGGCUGUACUUUCUUAUUUGGACUUCUUCUCUACGGGAGUUCAGAGGGUGGCAUUGUCGACUGCUGCUAAUAUGUGCAAGAAGCUUCCUUCUGAUGCGGCUGACUUUGUGAUGGAAGCUGUUCCUCUUUUGACAAACCUCCUUCAGUAUCAUGAUGCCAAGGUUAUUUCGUACAGAUCAGGAUUGGUGACAGCCGCCGCAUCGUUUGUCAUUGCCGCAUCGGCUGCCUAUUUGCCCGAUAACCAAGAUUUCUUUUAUGUCAUUGGUUCAGGUGGAUUGGGUUUAUCAUUAUUCUUGAUUCAUAUCUAUGUGACUGAAAUCAAGCGCACUCUACAAGCAUUAUGGGGCCUCGGGGUUCUUGGAUCAGCUGCAACCUACAUCUAUCUUGCUCAACCGACUAAUAAAACUCUAAUACAAUAUGUUGUUGAUAACCCCUCAGCUGUCUGGCUUGUUGGUCCUCUUUUCGCUGCUUUGACAGGACUUGUUUUCAAGGAAGGACUCUGCUACGGCAAGCUAGAAGCUGGAGCUCUCACGUUCAUUAUUCCCAUACUUCUUCUCGGGCAUCUGGUAUUCUUCUUUAGUUCCUCUAAAGUGCUCAAUUAAACAUGUUUCCUAUUUAGUUUACAGUCGACAUUAGGCUAUAGCCUAUGGUUCUUGUGUUUCUUUCAAAUUUGUUAGUUAAGGAUUUGGAUUCUCUGUUUUCAAAUAUGUCAUAGUUACUACAGUCAUAAUAUUGGAAUUGUAAGAUGAAGACCUAAAGAUUCAUAUUUAAAUAUUUCAACUUUAGUGAAUUUAGUAAGUAUGUACAUAAACAGAGCCCAAAUUAUUUGUUACCCUGCACUGCAACAUGUUCAAUGACCAUGAUUGAGUUGGACCUUUUAUAUCUGUAAAAAUUGUAUGAUAUUUGCCUAAUGACAAUUAGUACAUGUUGCUGUAGACUUGUUUUAGAUUGUAUUUUAUCUUAAUCUUAAAUAUAUAAAUCAUGCCCAAUUUGUUGUUUUAUGUGACUGCAUUGGUCUGUGAUAAAUAUUUUUGGACCAUUAAUAUUACCAUUGAUGAUUGUGGAGGUAACCUUUUAUUUUGCCAUGUGUUACCUAAGUGGUGUGUGUGCCAUGUCCCGGCGAAGAAAAAACAAUCCAUAUUCUAUACUGCUUGAGUUGCCUUAUCUUUGACACUUCUCUUUUGCGAACUACCGACCCCAGAAGCAUGUUCAAAGAGUUCCCUGUACACAUAGCCCAUUCUUUUCAAUUUCGGGCAGUAUGAGAGAAAUUGAAAUUGAAGAGAUGGAAGGGGAAAUUUAGGAUAGGAGCUAUGGAAUUUGGUAAGAACAAACAACAUUGCUGUUAAGUUUGGAAGACACAAGUUGGACAGCUGGUUAUGUCUUUCCAGUUAUUUAACUCAUCUCUCUUCUUUAGGAUGUUAACUCCAGUACUGAUGUGCACUAAAUUAUGCAGGUUAACCGAUGGUUGUCAAGUUGUGGUUAUAAGCUUUGGUAUGAGAUUCGAAUAUUCUUCGGAGGACCUGACGAUAAUGAAGCACUUGCUUACGGUAUGAAUGACAUUAUCAUUCGGCGCUAAGUUAGUCGGUGUUGUAUCGG